CAAUCAAAAAUCAAUAUUCCCUUCUUCCUUCUUCUCCCUUCUUCUCCACUUUCCCCUCUCUCUCUCUGUUCGAUCUCUUUCCCCUUCAAAUCCAAAAAAAAUUACUAACAAAAUUCACACACACACACACACACACACACUCAGCAUCGCCUCUCUAUCUCUCCAAAAUACACUUGUAUUUUACGUGCAGAUCGGAGCUUCUCGUAGAUCCGAUUCAAUUCUAUAUUUCUUCUUUUUCUUUUUGAUUUUGGCUGAAUUAGGCUAUUUGUGAAGCUGUUUGGAUGACCGUAGAUCAAUAUUUGGAUAAUGACUUCAAAUAUGUUGGCAGGGGAGAGAAGGUGGGUUUCUGCAAGAAGAGGUGGCAUGACUGUCCUUGGAAAAGUGGCUGUCCCAAAACCAUUGAACUUACCCAGUCAGCGGUUAGAGAACCAUGGUUUGGACCCAAAUGUUGAAAUUGUUCCCAAGGGUACAUUGAGCUGGGGUAGCCGUACUUCUUCCUCUACCUCAAAUCCGUGGGGUUCCUCAACACACUCUCCAAAUGCUGAUGGUGGAGCGAGCUCACUAAGUCAUCUUAGAUCCCGCCCUUCAUCUGGUGGGAGUGGCACUCGACCUUCAACUGCUGGUAGUGAUAGAACACAUGAACCUACAAUUAGUGCAUGGGGUACCAGUUCUAGACCUUCGUCAGCUUCUGGGCCAUUAUCAUCAAACAAAGUACCAUCGACAUUGGCUCGCCCACACAGUGCAGAGACAAGGCCCGGCAGCUCGCAGCUUUCACGCUUUGCUGAGCCUGUUUCUGAACAUCCAGCAGCAUGGGGAGCAACAACUACCGCAGAGCGUUUGGGAGUACUGUCAUCUAAGAAUGAAGGCUUUUCUCUGGCUUCUGGGGAUUUUCCAACUCUUGGUUCGGAUAGAGAUGCUUCUGGGAAGACUACCGAAUCACAAGAUCAUGGUUCUUGUAGCCGUCCUAGCUCAGCUUCUGGCAAAGUAGCACAGCCCCUAGAGAAGACAACUGCCUCUCACUCAGAUGUGAAGGGUGGAUCAUUUGAUGCAUGGAAAAGAGAUGGUCAAAGUGCUGAGGAUCCUUCUCAUCAUGGUAUGGAGAAAUGGCAAGGGGAUCCCCAUCAGUAUCACGGUCUUAAUGUUCCACCACAGCAUUUUGAUGCAUGGCGUGGUCCUCCUAUGAAUACUCCAGCUGCUCUUUGGUAUAGAGGACCACCUGGGGGGCCACCUUAUGGAGCUCCAGUUCCUCCCGGUGGUUUUCCAAUUGAACCAUUCCCCUACUUUCCACCCCAGAUGCCGCCUCCUUCUAUUGGAAAUUCACAGCCAGUUCCUCCUCCGGGGCCUGGAUCCAGAGGGCAUCAUCCCAGAGGUGGAGACAUGUAUAGACCACAGAUUGCUGAUGCUUAUAUUCGUCCAAAUAUGCCAUUUAGACCUGGUUUUUACUCUGGGCCAGUGGCCUUUGAGGGCUAUUAUGGACCGCCAAUGGGUUAUUGCAAUUCCAGUGAACGGGAAAUUCCUCUUAUGGGCAUGCCUCCUGGUCCUCCAGUCUAUAAUAGAUAUUCAGGCCCAAAGACUCCUGAUCCAAGCAAUUCUCAUGCCAGGAUUGGAAGCCACGGUGCUAAUACCAAGGCAAUGCCAGAGGCACUGGAGUCUGGUCAUCCUGAUGAUGCUAAAGGACCAUAUAAGGUUCUUUUAAAGCAUGAUGCAAGAGAGGAAGGAGAGACUUGGGAACAUGCUGCACCCACCAAUGGCCCAUAUCAUGGUAGAAGCUCUCAGAGAUCAUUGCAGAAACAUGAGCGGGGAGGUGAGCACGGCGGUGAGAAGGAAUUGUAUUCAAGGAGAACUACAGGGAGUGGGAACUGUUAUCCGCGCAGCUAUGGUGAUCGAGGAGGUGAUUCUUCAGAUACCACAAAUGUGAAUUCACUUGAAGGUAUAAAUACUAUGAAGGUAGCUGAUGGCAGUUGGACAAAGAAAUCAGGGUAUGUGGAAUCCUCUGGUGGAGUGCCUCCAUCUUCCUUGGCUCCUGAAAAGGUUUCAGCUCCUGCAGUGACUGCCAAAGAUUCAUCCUUGAUGCAGAAGAUUGAAGGCCUAAAUGCAAAAGUCCGAGCAUCUGAUGGACGUUAUGAAGCGCCUUAUGUUUCAUCAGGAGAGGAUAUGAAUAAGUCAGAACUGAAUUCCAAGGUUACCAAUUCAGUAAAUGAAGCUAAAGGUGGUCUUAUGUCAUCGGAAAGAACUCAUACUUCUGGAACCACAGGGAACAAGGGUGGCCAUUCAAUAGCUGCUAUGCCAAGGAGGCCAUAUCACGGUGCACAAGCCAGAAAUGAUCAUCUUGGUAAACCCAAAUUUGAUAGUCAUGAUGAUGGUUGGAGAAAAAGGCCCGUCGCAGCUGACUCAUCUGCUGUGGCUUCUGGAACAUUCUUGGAACCUGCUUCUAAUGUUCAUGCGUGUGAGUUGGGUCCUAAAGUUGAGGCUGUUGAGCAAGCUUUAGCCGAUAUAAGCGUGAGUGUUGAAAAAGAAUCCUUGUCAGAAUUACAUGAUUCAGCAGAUACCCAGGCUCAGCGUACGAAGAUGAAAGAGUUAGCCAGGCAACGUGCCUUACAGCUGCAGAAAGAAGAGGAAGAACGAAUUAAACAACAGAAAGCCAAAGCUCUUGCUAAAUUAGAGGAAUUGAAUCGCCGUAUGCAGGCAGGUGAUGCUUUGUGUCAGAAGGCUGAAAAGGAUUCGCCUGCUGAUGUUAUCAAGCAAGAGCUACAAGACUCCUCACCUCCUGAAGCAGUGGGUUCUACUGUCAAACCUCAAGCACGCAAUGCAACUUUAGCAGCACACAGUGACGUAAUUGAUGCCAGUGGGCUCAUUCUCAACAAAGACAGUGAGCAUAUUAAUCCACCUGUUGUGUUAGAAUUUGGCACUUCUAUUAUGGUCCAGUCAGAAAUAGCCAUCCCACAACCCCAUGCUUUUCUAUCCAAGCAAGAUUCUGAUAGGGCUUCUGCCUCUCAUGGAAAAGAGACUUGUCAGUCAAGUGAUGGGGGUGUCAUCAAGCAGAAGCGUACUAGCUUCAAGCAAAGGCCAAAUAUGACACCUAAGAAUAUGAAUGAAAAAUCAGUCCCUGUUAGCAUUACUGAGGUAUCUGAGGGCCCUAGUGAUACUAUUAAUAAUAAUGUUCCAUCUACUGAGGCUCAUGAAGUUGGCCUAAAUGCUGAAUCAAACAUGGUCAAUAAUGCCAAGGUUGUGGUCGAGUCUUCUGUGCAGCCUAGAAGGAAAGGUAAUAGGACCAACAAGAACAAGCAGAGGCUUGAUGCUGUGCUGCCUCGCCCUGCCUCUCCAUCACCAGUGCAAAAUGAUAAUAUUCCUGUUAAAGUUCGUACUCAACAGGAAAAGUUGAAUUAUUCUCAGUUGGUUCUGGAUGUGAGCUCAAAUCAGGCAGCAAGUGGUGAUAAUAUUGUUCAGCCUUCUGACCCGAGUCCCCCUUUGCCAACAGAAGAAGGUCAUGGUCGAGUAAUUAAUCACUGGAAACCUCAGCACCCUCGCAGGACACAGAGAAAUCAGCACUCUAAUAUUCAUACUGAUAAGUUUCAGGGAGGUGAUACGGUUGUGUGGGCACCUGUGCGAUCUCAAAGCAAAACUGAAGAUGCUGCUGCUGAAGCAAGUCAGAAAACUGGAUCUAAUUCCAUUGGUCCUCUGAAGAGUGAUAACGUGGUGCAGAGUAAUUCAAAAAGCAAGAGAGCUGAAAUGGAGAGAUACGUUCCCAAACCAGUGGCGAAAGAACUUGCUCAGCAUGGUAGCAGUCAACAGCCACUGUUGUUCUCAGGCAAUUCUCCCGGUCCAGAUGGGACAACUGGCAGGGCAGAAUCUAGGCCUGAAAACUCUGGAUGUUCCGUACCUACUGGAUCUGCAACUGAGAGCUUUUCCAUAGAGUCCAGGGAUGGUGAUGGAAAACACAAUAAUAAUAAGCAAGGAAAAGCACAUGGAGUGUGGAGGCAAAGGGGUUCAACUGAAUUGGCAUUGGACACCAGCAUCAACGAUUGCAAGUCUUUGGAUCAGACUCAAUCUUUGAAGCCUGAUAGAAAUACUAUGAGAUAUGAGUCCAAGUAUUCCGGUGAGUUCGAUGUAUCAGAUGGUUGGAACAUGCCAGGUGAUUUUGAAGUUCAGCGCACCACCAUUCCUGUUGUACCAGAUGAGGGAGCGAGAGGUAAAGGAAAACGGUACCCUUCCAAGGGCCAUAGAAGCACAGGAAAUUCUGGGUAUGAAUACAAAAAUAGCAGUGUGGGGCCUCAGCAAAAUCACACUCUGUCAGGAGCUACUGAAAUAAACCAGAUGGACAGAAGAGUUGCAGCAAAGGAAAACCGUAGCAUGGGCAAUCGUACUCCACCACCACAUUGGCAGCCAAAGUCCCACAUGCUUGCAGUUGAUAAUCAACAUGCAGAUGUGUCUACUGGAGCCCAAGAUAUUACUAUGGAAGGUGAUCGGGGCAAUAAGAGGGAUUUUCUUCACGGUAAAGUUAGUAUUCCCCUACAAAGUGAGAAGGAGAUCUGUGAUGUAGGUGCAGGUCAAGCAGAUUCAUUUUCAGCUGAAGAUAAAAUUGUUUCAGAGGUGCCAAACGUUCGAAAUCUGGAUCCAAGAAGAGAUAGAAAGCCUGGUUCAUUCCGGGGACGCCCCUACUCCCCUAACCAAGGUCCUGUUGUCAAAGCUGAAUCAGCUCCUGCUGAAAGUGCCGAAGCUGUGCAAGAGCGGAGCAACUCAGGUUUAAGGAGGAAUGUAAGCCAUAAUAAUCGUUCUUCCCGGACCCAGGAAUAUCAUGGAGAUUCGUUCUUGGUGAAAGAUAAUCGGCAGCACAACACCUCCAGUGGUCGAGAAAGGCAGAGAAACAACAUACAUUAUGAGUACCAGCCAGUUGGGCAAUACAAUAAUAGCAAACCAAGUAAUUUUGAGGAGCUAGCUGAUGGUUCUCACAAUGUUGACCAAAAAAGAUACAGAGAGAGAGGUCAGGUUCAUUCAAAGCGCGGAGGUGGAAAUUUCCAUGGUAGGCAAGGUGGAUCUGCCAGAGUAAAUGCCAAUUAUGAUUGAUGGGGAGGGCCGAAAUGUGGUUUUAGGUCUUUUAGCUUGUGAUGAAUAGCAACCGUACCAGAUAAUCUUGUCUUAGUUUGACGAGAUAUCUGUUGGUGCAGUUUUAGGUGAUAGCUUUUGUCAUGGUAGAAAAGAAAACUUGUUGGCCAAUGUCCACACGGGUGAGGUGGACUACGGCCGAGCGUGGCCGCAUGGUUUUGAUAAAAGUAAUGUGUUUGGUGCAAGACGUAAUGAGAGGUGUAAUUAAUUUGAAGAACAUUAAAAUUGUUGCCCAUUUUCUCACCAGAGAAAUGUCUAUGCAUUUGGAGCAUUGUAAGUUGCUAUUAUAUUUUUGUAUUAUCAUAUCAGAA
This is a messenger RNA of Solanum dulcamara, 5414 nucleotides long. RefSeq names its product protein MODIFIER OF SNC1 1. Gene Ontology annotation, biological process: epigenetic regulation of gene expression. Bases 307 to 5064 code for a protein of 1585 amino acids. The transcript has 10 exons. NCBI's taxonomy places the organism in Eukaryota, Viridiplantae, Streptophyta, Magnoliopsida, Solanales, Solanaceae. The record is from RefSeq and is a predicted model, not a curated record.